UUCUUCUUUCUUCUCCGCCGCUGCUGCAUUUCUUCUCCCUUUCUUCUCUGCCUCAUCUCCAAAACAACCAGAGAAACACAGACGGAGAAAAAAAAACAAAAGUAGAUAAACCGCUCCGCUCAUGGUGCGGCCCGCGACCCGCAACCCGCGAUUGCGGCGAUCUCGGCCGCGUUUUCAAACGCCGCUCCGCCACCCUCUUCUCGCGCGGGUGGUGGCCGCUCCGGCCGGACCGCCCGGGAUCGCGCCUUUCCCGGCCGCGAUUGAUAACUCUGUUUUCCACACGAUUUUAUUUUGAAGCAAAUUAUGGAUCUUCAUUAUCAUCUCUAGCCUUAGUCAUCACCAUGGUUCUCAAGUUUCUUAAAGUCACCUCCAUGCAGUCAAUAUAUCACCGUGUUGUUCUUGUUCGCGACCCGUUUUGCAUAUGUUGUCCACGAACUUUUGUUUCUUCUCUAGCAACUCGUCACCCUGGAGACGAAGUUGGUAACUUUUGGUGUAAAGAACAAUCUCAAGAUGUUACGAGAUAUGUAGACAUUCUUACUGCAAAAAUUGUCAAAGGAGGCAGCGAGGAAGACAUUCUCCUGUCUCUAAUCGGUGAUGAAGUUGUAAAUGGUAUUCAUCCGUCUCAAAACCUUGUUAAUAGGUUGCUAUGUCGGUAUAAGGAUGAUUGGAAGUCUGCAUUGGGGAUAUUCAAAUGGGCUAGUUCACAUACACACUUUAAACAUUCUCAAGGAUCGUAUGAUAUGAUGGUAGAUAUAUUGGGUAGAAUGAAGGUAAUGGGAAAGAUGAGAGAGAUCUUAGAAGAAAUGCGUCAAGAGAGUCUCGUCACCCUCGAUACUAUAGCCAAAGUAAUGAGAAGAUUUGUUGGGGCAAAACAGUGGAAAGAUGCGGUGAGGAUAUUUGAUGACUUACAGUUUCUCGGCUUAGAGAAGAAUACAGAAUCCAUGAAUGUGUUGCUUGAUACUCUCUGCAAAGAGAAAUUUGUUAAGCAAGCUCGUGAUAUUUACUUGGAACUGAAGCAUCACAUUGCUCCUAGUGCUCACACGUUUAACAUAUUGAUUCAUGGAUGGUGCAAAAUCCGACGUGUUGAGGAGGCACUUUGGACAAUCCAAGAAAUGAAAGGUUACGGUUGUCGCCCUUGUGUUAUAAGUUAUUCCACCAUCAUCCAAUGUUAUUGUGAAGAACAGAAUUUUGACCAGGUCUAUGAACUUCUUGAUGAAAUGCAAGCUCAAAAUUGCUCUCCCAAUGUGGUCACUUACACUACUAUCAUGUGUGCUCUGGCAAAAGCAGAAAAAAUCGAUGAAGCUUUGCAAGUAGUUGAUAGAAUGAGCUCUAUCGGAUGUAAGCCUGAUACUCUUUUUUACAAUUCGUUCAUUUAUACGUUGGGGAGAGCAGGCAGAAUAGAUGAUGCUAUGCAUGUAUUCAAAGUUGCGAUGCCGAAGGCCGGUGUGACCCCAAAUACAUCCACCUAUAAUUCAUUGAUUUCUAUGUUUUGUUACUAUGCACGAGAAGAGAGAGCUUUUGGCAUUCUGAAGGAGAUGGAAGAGUCCGGCCUAUUUAAGCCUGAUAUUCAGACUUAUCAUCCAUUGAUCAAGUCAUGCUUUAAAAUGAGGCAAAUAGAUAGUUUAUUGAAUGAUAUACUAAAUGACAUGAUAAAUAAGUAUCAUAUUGGUCUUGAUCUUUCAACCUAUACACUGCUAAUUCACGGGCUUUGUAGAGCAGAUAGAUGCAAGUGGGCAUUCGAUCUGUUUGAGGAGAUGGUUGAUCAAGAUAUAGUACCUAUGUAUAGAACUUGCCGUUUGCUCUUGGAUGAAGUCAAACAGAAAAAUAUGUAUCAAGCUGUUGAGAAAAUUGAGAUUCUUAUGAAGAACCUUUAAAUGCAAAUCUCUUAUGAAGAAAACUCAAAAGAAUAUUCAAUAGACUUGGUUAUCUCCAACAUUCAAAUCCUCAAACACCACAGAUAACCCUCUCUCUUUGUAUUAUUCAUUUCCUUUCAUUUAUAAGCCUAUCAUCUCUCAAUCCCUUCUUGUUUGGUUGGAGGGGACAGAGAAGAAAGUGGGAGAAGAGAAAGAAAGAGGUAAGAAGGAAAGAAUUGAGAGAGUGAAUUUCUUGCAAUUUUUAUGAGAAAAAUAAAAGAAAGACAAGAGAAAACACUCGAGUGGGUAGAAGAACAAGCCGAGAGAAAUGAUGUUAUAUUUUGAAGGUUAAACUGCCCUAAAACUGAGAAGCUUGAUCAGAAGACUCAAACCUAAAGUUGAAUAGGUUUGAUAUGUUGAAUGAUGAAGGGGGAGAAUGUAAUUGUAAUCCGUUUGAUUAUUUGCCAUAAAAGUGCAGUUUCAAAGUUGUACGAGACUAUUCUUGCAGAGAGAUUGUAUAACCUAUUUAUGAGGUGUCAAGUGCCUUCAAAGAAACAGGCUCAGUGAGUGUUGUGUCAUUGUCAUUCUCUAUAGUCACUACAGAGUACAAGCAUUACAGUAUCAACUUACAGAUUUUUAUCAAGACUCAGCCAUAACAUGAAAUGGUGCCUAUAAGCUUGUUUUGAUGCUCUCUUUGUAUUACACUGUGAACUGUAUUUAAACGAUACUUUCCGGUGUUAGAAUUUUACUCAAUACAUGAUGGUCAAUUCUCCUUGUA
This is a messenger RNA of Lathyrus oleraceus (garden pea), 2631 nucleotides long. RefSeq names its product pentatricopeptide repeat-containing protein At3g04130, mitochondrial. The record is from RefSeq and is a predicted model, not a curated record. NCBI's taxonomy places the organism in Eukaryota, Viridiplantae, Streptophyta, Magnoliopsida, Fabales, Fabaceae. Gene Ontology annotation, molecular function: protein binding. The transcript has a single exon. Bases 342 to 1874 code for a protein of 510 amino acids.